AUGCCGAUGGAGAAACAUACGGAUUAUGUAAAUGUCGAGGCGUUAAUUGACAAUCUUGUGUUUAUUACGUAUUUAGCGGAGAAGAAUGAUACUAUUACCACUACAAAUACGAGCAAUACGAAUAAAACGAAGCCAGUUUACUUGUAUGGAAUACUCGUAGAUUUGAAUGGAACAAUUUUUUCAAAUCAACCGUUAGAGUUAGGUCAAUCGAAAUUGAUAAACGGCAAAUAUACUACUGGAACACUAUACACAAACAGAAUUACGGGCACGGAUCAAAAAAAGUUCUUUUAUGUUAUGGAUUUGACACUGAUUAAGCUUACAUUGUCGUUGCCUUCAGAUGAUAAUCCAGUUCCAGAGCUACUUCCAUUGAAUAUUGCAACAUUUGUGAUUGCUCCCGAGACUUUGUUUCCUUUGGUCGAUGGUGGUUAUGGCAUGAUUUACAUAAUAAAAGAUUCAAACAAAAACACGACAUCAGAUCCAACAGACGUCAAAUAUCGUGUCUACGUUUCGUUCAUUAACACGAAAGAAGAAGUCUCAGAAAAUUUUCUCAUAUACCAAUCAGUCAUCCCGUUACUUUCCCUAAGUUUGAACGAAUGCAACAACGAAUUAGAAGACACAGGAGGUGGUUAUUUGAAAAGAACGAUAAAAAAAUCCUCGAAAGGUGAGAAAUCCAGCAUUUCUGAAUCUGUGUACACCAAAGACGGAGAUUUCUUUUCGUUGUGGGAUUUCCCUGAGCAAAUCAGUGAGCAGUUUACACCAAUAUACGGUAUUUUCCCAAAUGACACUGUUUGGCAAAUGACCCAAUCUGUUAAUGGUACUUGGUCAAUUUUAUCGACACAGUUUGACUUGCCUAAUUCGAAAAAUACAUACGAAAAUCCUUUCAUCGUUUCUAUGAACGUAGACACAAGGAAUAACAUCUCGAUAACAUUCAACAAAUCAAUCGAACUUUCCACAGGAACCAUUACUAUAUAUCAAAAGAACAGCUCCGGGACCACUGACACGGACUAUAAUAAUAAUGAUAUAUUACGCCAAAAAGUUUCAAUUCAGUCGGGGGAAUCUUCUUCGUUCAUUGCUCUCGAUGAAGAUGGGAAAACAAUGUACCUUAAAGUGUUAACAAGUACAUUUAAUCGGCCCUCGGAAAACUAUUAUCUAGUGAUGCAAUCGAAUUUUGUGAAAUUGGUGAAAACUGGCGAGCCGUUGCUUGGUAUUCGGAAGGAUUUUAAUGCGUUAGUGCCACCACAAGAUAAAGUCAGAAAACAGGAUGAACCAAUAUCCGGCCUCCUCCGUCUAACAACAGACGGCAGCCAAUACUUAGAUUCACGAAACUCGAAAAAAGACAAGGAAAAAUUCUUUUCCGAUCUAAAAUUACAACUCGCAAAAAGCAUUCCAGUCGACCCUUCUCGACUUUCAAUUUCCAGCAAAUGCCAAUACGAUCCAAAAAGUAAUGGUGGAAAAAGAACAUUAUUUUCGAUCAAGAUUACUAAUGAGGGUACGCAAACCUUACGCAACACCAAUAUCGAUAUUAGUAAUGAUUUAAAUACGUUGAUUAAGUAUAAGAACGUGUCGCCGAUUUCGGAGUAUCCGUUGACAAAGUAUUUGGAUGAUGAGUAUGGGUUUGUGGAGAAUGAAAGUUUAUGGGAGCCAUUCGGUCUAUUUGCGAUUAUUGGAAUCGUUUUAUUGCUUGUUCUUUUUAUUUUUGCGUAUCGUGUAAAUUCUGAGGCAGCAAAUAUGUUGAUAUUUUUCGUCGCUCUUAUAUUACUCGAUUUCGCAUUGGAUGUUACAUUUUUGGUAAAGCACGGAAAAGAUGUGUCAUGGUUAUUCUUACCGAGUCUACUAGUCCUAAUAAUAUCGGCAGGCAUAAAUUUCGUAGGAACUACUAUAAUUCUAGUCAGAGAGACAACCGAAAGUCAACUAUUCAGCAAAUGGUUUCGAAACAACACAGAUAUCGCCAUUCUUUUGGCACUUUUUGGAACGGUGGAUGUCGAAAUCGUGCGACUACUGUGGUCAAAUCUGUUUGAUGCGAAAAUUUUCAAGGCACCGGUUUCUGAUCGAACUCGUGCUGUUAUUUUUUGGAUGUCAAGUUUGAGUUUAAUUAUUGAGGAUAUUCCGCAGUUGGUAUUUCAGGUUUUAUAUCAAACCAACAGCGUCAAAUACAGCAUAAUCCCACUAAUGACACUAGUAACGUCAAUAAUAAUAGUAGCACAUAAUGUAUUUGGCAGAUGUUUCCUCGCUGCAAACCAUCUUUGUAUGCUUACACUUCAUUUAGACAGCAAAGAACCACCCGCCAAUGAAGCCGAUGACGAAAUUGGAGGUAUUCCAGCGUCAUCUCAAGAAGAUGAAUUAGAAAAUCCAGCAAUCCUACAACAAUUUUUGUCUAAUAAUCCAAGUGACCAGCAGCUGCCUCCACAUGCCAUUGUUACCGCUUCUCGUCAGUCGACUGAUGAUGAGGAUACAGAUACGAUAAUUGGAGGGUCUUCGUUUCCGGAAGCUAGUAGUAGUGCUGUUGGGAGGUCCUUUUAG
Messenger RNA from Ambispora gerdemannii, 2520 nucleotides. The record is from the annotation of a GenBank genome assembly. NCBI's taxonomy places the organism in Eukaryota, Fungi, Glomeromycota, Glomeromycetes, Archaeosporales, Ambisporaceae.